Messenger RNA from Aplosporella prunicola CBS 121167, 666 nucleotides. RefSeq lists its product as uncharacterized. Lineage: Eukaryota; Fungi; Ascomycota; Dothideomycetes; Botryosphaeriales; Aplosporellaceae. The coding region runs from base 187 to 600 and encodes 137 amino acids. The record is from RefSeq and is a predicted model, not a curated record. The transcript has a single exon.
AGCGAGCAUCUUCUUCAUCGAGCAUUGCCGCGGUGUCAUUAGAACAUCCACAACUCAUCAUUUUCAGCCAAGGGAGGCGCAUCUGCGUUGCAUUGUUGCCGGCCAUCGAAACACGAAAGGUCUCAAUCAUCUCUUUCUCAUCAUCCUCGUCACUUGACUCAUCUUAAGGCCCGUCCAACUGCGCAAAUGGCGGAUACACAAAAGUACUCUUUUUUUCGAUCUCUCUUGUCACAUGGGCUUCUGCGUUUGGUCGACGGAAGUCAUCAUCGUCAUCAUUAUGCAUCCCUGUUUCCACGAGGACAUGACGGCGCGCGCGGGGUGGGUAGCUUCUCCAUGGAUCUUCGGCUUUUCCGGUUGAAUCGGCUUUCCUUUCAUUUCCUAGGUCUUUUUCCCUUUUCCUUCACUCUCGUAAUUGUCUCAUCAGGCGACAGCACGCCCACGUACACACACACACACUACUUCCCUACGCACGCACAAAGAUCACAUAUACAGAGAGCGACAGGGCCCGCGCACGCGACCCGCCACUUCCUUGGCCUCCUCUACCCAUCCAGUCACAUACACAUCAAUCUGCUACAGCCAGAGUGUUGCACGACCCACUAGCGCUGCGGAGGAGGACGUCGCCCUUCCGAAGAGCGGGUAGGGACGGCGCGGCGUGACAUUACUUUU